Strongylocentrotus purpuratus (purple sea urchin) is the source of this 999-nucleotide messenger RNA. RefSeq names its product SEC14-like protein 3. Gene Ontology annotation, cellular component: cytoplasm. Bases 175 to 999 code for a protein of 274 amino acids. NCBI's taxonomy places the organism in Eukaryota, Metazoa, Echinodermata, Echinoidea, Camarodonta, Strongylocentrotidae. The record is from RefSeq and is a predicted model, not a curated record. The transcript is spliced from 8 exons.
AAGCUUGCAUGGGUCAUUGCAUAAUUAUAUGAGGUGAUUCUCGCGAUUUACAUCACAAAGGUGGAGGGGAACACUACCGAAAGCAGGGACUAGACUUCUAGAUCUAUUUAUGAAUUGUGAAUAGAUUUUCACAAAAUAAGCGUUUCAUAAACUGAAAACUGUUACUCAUUGAAAAUGAGUGGUUUUGUCGGAGAUUUAAGUGAGAAGCAAUCGAAAGCACUGAAUGAGCUAAAAUCUAGAUUAGAUGGAGUUGAUCUUCCCGAACCAGAUGAUGUUAAUAUUGAUUCCUACCUCUUAAAAUGGCUCAGGGCUCGUCAAUUUAAUGUUGAACAAGCAGAACAUAUGCUAAGAAAUCAUUUAUCAUUCAGGGAAAAGUGGAACGUGCAAUCGCUGCUAGACAAUUGGCAUCCACCCGAGGUGCUGGACAAAUACAUGGUCGGAGGCUUGUGCGGGUUCGACAAAGAGGGCUCACCUGUUUGGUACGAGCCGUUUGGUUACUUUGAUCCGAGGGGUGUGGUUCUGUCGAGUACGGGAAAUGACCUGACGAAAAUGAAGAUCCAGAUAUGUGAAGAAAUCCUCUCUCAGCUCAGGUCACAGACAAAGAAGCUAGGGAAGCCGAUAGACAGGAUGGUGAUUGUGUUUGACUUGGAGAAAGCAGGUCUCUCCCACAUCUGGAAGCCAUUCAUCGAUCGAUACAACCUCAUCCUGCAAAUAUUUGAAGCCCACUACCCAGAAAUGCUCAAAAAGUGCUUUGUGAUCAAUGCUCCAGCUUUCUUCUCCAUUGGUUUCAACUUGAUCAAGAAAUUCCUGAGUGAAGCUACCAAGAAUAAAGUUGUUGUUCUUGGAGGGAAUUAUCAGGAUGUAUUAAAAGAAGCGAUAGGUGAAGACUUGCCUGCUCAUUUUGGUGGUACAGUAUGUGACCCAGAUGGUGACCCCCGCUGCGUGUCAAAGGUGAGAGGUCAUACAGCUUACAAAUCUCUUCACCCCUUCAUGACUUAA